UAAGUUACAAUUAAGUAACAUUAUGCGAGUGUUGUGUACUAUACUUGUUGUCGCGGUGGUGGCCUGCAGUGCUGCGCCGGGAGGUUCUGAAGAUGAUGGGAGGUUAGAGCUUUUUUCAGGAGUAGCUAUAGAACGGGAUGCGAAAGGUGAAGAAAAACUUAAUGUAAAAUUCGAGCCAGGAGAACUGCGGGAGGCGGCAAGGACUUUUGAAGAAGCCCGAGGAAAAAUAAAGAAAUACACACCCCUACUAGCUGGUAUUGGAGUCAAAGUGAUUGCUGUGAUCGGUCUACUCUUUGGGGCUCUAACACUUCUCGUCACUAAAGCACUGGUGGUCGCUAAGUUGGCCUUCCUUGCAGCUGCUGCGCUUGGUCUACAUAAGUUACUGAGUGGAGGUGGACUUAAUAACUUAAGCGGAAAGAUAACCGGUUUCCAGUCAUCACCACAACAAUGGACGUCGCCCACAGCAUCUGCCGCUUCUUACCCGUACGCAAGAUCUGCAAGCUUAGUUGCUGACGCUAACGACUUAGCAUAUAAAGCACAAAUCAACACAUAA
Papilio xuthus (Asian swallowtail) is the source of this 553-nucleotide messenger RNA. RefSeq lists its product as uncharacterized. Gene Ontology annotation, cellular component: membrane. NCBI's taxonomy places the organism in Eukaryota, Metazoa, Arthropoda, Insecta, Lepidoptera, Papilionidae. The transcript has 4 exons. The coding region runs from base 23 to 553 and encodes 176 amino acids. The record is from RefSeq and is a predicted model, not a curated record.